Fusarium proliferatum ET1 is the source of this 2649-nucleotide messenger RNA. RefSeq lists its product as uncharacterized. NCBI's taxonomy places the organism in Eukaryota, Fungi, Ascomycota, Sordariomycetes, Hypocreales, Nectriaceae. The coding region runs from base 1 to 2649 and encodes 882 amino acids. The record is from RefSeq and is a predicted model, not a curated record. The transcript has 5 exons.
AUGGCCACAAAACAAGAGCUUUUUCGCGUUGAAAGCGCUUCCGAGUGGGCUAAAAAAAACGGAAUCACGACAUGGACAAAGUUCCAUUACGGUUCUCAACCAGAGCAGUCAAUCUUCACACCCCUUGACACAUGGGGCCAUUCUCUCCGCCAACCUUACUACGGUCCUAUCAUUGAGUCCAGUCAACAGUAUUUUCUCGCCGUCAAUUGGGAGACGGAGGAGGAAUGGGACAAAUUCAAAUUGUCCCCCGAGCAUCAGCAACUAAUGGCCAAUCUGACAAGCAACAACGUGCAGCCGGAGACCAAGAUUGUUAUAUUUACCGGUAACAUGUUCGCUAUUGGAUUCACCUCUAACGUCGAGAUUUUCACUGCAUACUGGCCGUCGUCUAUCACUCAUGAGGCUCAAGCAGCCAUUCGCAAAACCGAGCAACUUGUGCAUCGGGCAGAAAGCGGAAUACCCAACCCACUCUGUUACUACAAGAAACCAAUGUUUGGAUGGAUAGAUGGCCAAAGAGAAUGGAAUGGAGAAAGCGCUAUUGCCAGUGUUUGGACCCACAAGUGGAAGAACCAGGAACUGGAACAAAAGUACAAAACGACUGAGAAGAGGCGUGUUUCGGGCAAUGAUGGAAGAUCCUAUAUGCUGGCUGUAGAUGUAUUUCAAGAUGACUUGGAAUCUCUCGGUGCUAUUGGAUGGGAUUCAGUCCAUGUAGCUUUCGAGCGUGUUCGAGUUGUGAAAGAGGAUGCUCUAGCGCAUGGCGAAGUAUCUACUGCAGGUACUCCUACAAAGACUGGCUUCCAGCUCUCAAAGACCAAACUAAACCCUAAUAAACAGUCAUCGGUCGGGUCUCCUGAUUCUGAAACCGACUCUACUCGCUUCACAAGUACUACUUUGCCCAGUAUCAACAGCCCCGAGCCAUCCCAGCUCUCUACUGGGAGUACUGUGAUAAAGAGUGACAUUCCGGAGCCUCCACUCCCCCAAGCCAGUACAGAUGCGUCUAUCACUGGUCCAAGUACUUCAUCUGAUGACACUUCUAGAGCUGAAGCCUCUUCAACUAUCUCAGCUGGACUCGGGACAACCAGAGCUGAGAAUUCGGAACAGAUCAACCCUGCCACUGAGACUUUCUUACCUGAGCCAUCUGGUGUGAGUACCACCAGCACCGAGCAAUCCAGUGGAAGCGCGAACCUUUCUAUAGAUAACUUGACAACAACCCCAGUCACGAGCGAUAUUGGGUCUCCUCGAAUGAGCCAAAUAUUUCCACGAUUUCACCUUCCACAGAACGCAAUACUUCAUCACGAGUUGAGACAAGCGGGCCAAAAUCCCUUGCUCCUACCUUCAUCAGUCCCAGAAACACAGGUCAGUGGUGUGACCAGCGCCAUUUCUGUCAAAUCGACGCCUCCUUUGGGAGAAUACUCAACACGGGGUGAUGAUGCACCUUCCACUGACCCAGGUCACAUUAAAACUAGUGAUGGUGACAACAAGCAGCCCUCGUCAACUAGUACUUACUUUGUCGUACCUAUAACAACAUCCGUCACUAAGCCUGAGCCUCGGGAUGAUGGCUUCGUGGUACCUUGCAACAUGUGGUUCUUCAAUGCAUGUGUUGGGCCCAUUUCUGGAUGGGGAAUUUCUCUUCCACCUGGUACCUAUUCUCCUGGUCCUCCACCGGCCAUUUCCGACAACCCAAAAGGCGGUAUUGAGAUCAAUACGAACCAACCACUUCCAGACUCGCCCGGCUUCACUGUCGGUCCUGGAAACGCUCCGACGUUUUCAAGUGAGCCCACAGCCUGUGAGACCGAUUCGGCCGAAUUGUGUGUUACGAGCACAUCAUAUGGCGUUAGCAUUGAUGCCACGGUAACAAUUUCGGUGGCUAGUGGUGUAUUCUCCACUUGUGGCACUGUUUACGGUUGCAAGGUUCGGGGCCACAGCCAGACAAUAACGGGCACAGAUAUACCUACGGCUGCGUCGGGAAUACCAACAUAUAGGUCUCUUCGCGCCAUGGAAACCUGGGAUGAUAUGGAACUGAGCGAAGAACAACUUGGAAGUAUAGCCAACCGCGUGCAGUCAGACUUGGAUUCAAUGUUUGGCACUGCCACCAAGAGAGCAACAACGACGACAGGAGAUGCAUCUGAGCCUACAGAAUCAGUGUGGACGGGUACAUGUCCAGCCAAGAAUGGACCAGACCCAACAGUGGUUGAUGGGGAGUUCACUGAGAAUAUCGGAGAGAAGUGUCUCUGCAAGUGGAAUACCUGGAUGGAGAACGACAAGACUCUGCAGCCAUACACUGUCGACCAACUGAGAGACGCCAUAAACGACUUUUGUAACGGUUCCCGCAAACUCAGAAAGCCUACCCCGACAGGACUUCCAGAAAUUGCUGUGAAUCGGUUCCCAACAAAUGGCACGCACGGUAUAUUUAUCUUGGUCGGCUGGGCUACCCCGCCCCUCUGGAACUCCACGGACGAGAGGUGCAAGGCCAAUAGUGACCUUUUGUUAGCGGAUAGCUGUAAGGCUGCUUUAGAGAGAUUUGAAUGUCGCGGUGCAAACACAGAUGAGCUUUGGGGAGGAACUUACUACGAGGCGCUUGACGAGGGUGGUUGUGUGAAAUGGACGCUCACACCUGUCCACUUGCCUGACGGGGGAUCCGCUGGGCGGUGA